UCUUAGAAAGGCUUCUGAUCGGGCGAAGCUAUCCCAACAGGUAGUGGCUAUGGAAAGGUAGCACUAGAUUGAAAAUCUCAGAUGUUGUGCUCAUCACAAGGGUCUCGAAUAUGUGAUGGUUACCUUUGGCACCCAUAAAAAGUACUUCCUGAGUUCAAAAUGCGUCUAUUAAUGCACUUGUUCUCGAGUAAUUAGACUCUGCAACCGUUUCGUAAGUGAAAUAAGUCAUUUUUAAAAAUUGCUCUACCUUCGGCAGAGCCGUCAUUCGAAUCGAAUCAGCCGGAGUUCGAGAAAGUGGAACUCCAAACAUUAGAUUUGCCAAAUUCCAACACCAAAAUGUUCGAGCUGCAACAUAUUACCACCCGGAUCAGCACACUUUUGCGCAAGACCUUCCACCUGCCCGGCAAUUAUGACACGUACUCCAUCUGGACCUUUUGCCCGGUGACCAACUGGAACCAGCUUAAGCCCGUGCUCCAAUCCUGCAGCCUGUGCCGCGUCGAGUCGUUCCCCAUUGUCUUUUGGCUGGUGGUGCUCCUCAGUGUCUUUGGAGCGUGUUUCAAUUGCUAUGAGCUGAUGAAAGUGUGGUCCUCUCCCUGCAGCCAGUUGGCCAUGUGGCGCCAGCGGCACUUCCAUGUCCUGAAACACUGGGCGCUGCGAAAGGCCCGACUUCUGAGCUUGGCCAUAAUCCUGAUGGCGUGGAUAAUGUUGAUUUACGGAAUCCUAACGAUCUCCCCCCACGCCAUGUUGCCGUGGAUCCUGGUGACCAGCUUCGUCCUAUCGAUGGAGUGCUUCCUGUGGUCCUUCGACGUGAUGACCGGCCGACUGCCGCUCGACCCGCAGACGCUGCUGUCACUGGUUUUGCAUGCGAUCUUCGUCGCGAUGGUGUGCUGCGUGAAGAGCGUGUUCGAGGUGGCGCUCGGCGCGCACGUCGAGCACUCGCUGCGGAUCAUUUGAGGACGGGACGCCGCCGAAUGUCAUCAUUAAGUAAAGGUGCAGGGCCGGCAUAAUUGCAUCUCAACCUGCAUUAAGCCCAAUUAGGUUGCCGGCGGCACGCACACCAUCUCGCCCUAAUCAGUGUUCGUGUUGCUCCUUACUUCUCCGUUGCCCCUAUAAAUACCCUAUCCCCUAUCUACCCGGCAGAAAAAAAAAGAAAAAAAAUCAUUGAAGUGCACUCAUACCUUUAUAUGUUUUAUAGUUUCCCAUAAGUGUAACAUUCGAAACAAAUCGAAAUUAUUAGACAAUUAAUUAAACAACUUGA
Messenger RNA from Drosophila mauritiana, 1258 nucleotides. RefSeq lists its product as uncharacterized. Bases 337 to 954 code for a protein of 205 amino acids. NCBI's taxonomy places the organism in Eukaryota, Metazoa, Arthropoda, Insecta, Diptera, Drosophilidae. The transcript has 2 exons. The record is from RefSeq and is a predicted model, not a curated record.